AUGGAUCUCCUUCACAGCAAUGGAGUGCUUAUCAUUCAGCAUUUACAGAGAGACUACAGGGCUUACCAGGAUUUUCUUAAUUUUAUGUCACAUGUUGGUGAUCCUCGGAAUAUAUUUUCAAUUUAUUUUCCUCUUUGGUUUCAGCUCAACCAAGUGGUUGGUACUAAAAUGAUAUGGGUGGCUGUCAUUGGUGACUGGUUCAACCUCAUAUUUAAAUGGAUUUUAUUUGGCCAUCGCCCUUACUGGUGGGUGCAAGAAACAAUGAUCUAUCCUAAUCAGUCAAGCCCAUGCCUUGAACAGUUUCCUAUAACAUGUGAAACAGGACCAGGAAGCCCAUCUGGACAUGCCAUGGGAUCAUCCUGCGUUUGGUACGUAAUGGUCACAGCAGCACUUAGCUACACAGUUAGAUGGAAAGAUAAAUCAGCUGUUACCCUUCACAGACUGACAUGGUCAUUCCUCUGGAGUGUUUUUUGGAUUAUCCAGAUCAGUGUGUGCAUCUCAAGAGUAUUCAUAGCAACACAUUUCCCUCAUCAAGUUGUUCUUGGAGUAUUUGCUGGCAUUCUUGUGGCAGAAGCAUUUGAGCACACCCCUGCUAUUCAGACUGCAAGCUUGAGAAUGUACAUCAAGACAAACUUGUUUCUUUUCAUCUUUGCCCUUGGCUUUUAUCUAUCCCUCAAGCUUCUUGAUAUUGACUUGCUAUGGUCUGUUCCAAAGGCCAAGAAGUGGUGUGCCAACCCAGACUGGAUAAACAUUGAUACAACUCCUUUUGCUGGAUUGGUGAGGAAUUUAGGUGCACUCUUUGGUUUAGGUCUUGGAAUUAAUUCUGAAAUGUUCAUCACGAGCUGCAAAGGUAAAAAUAGCUGCAGGAUAAGUUUCCGCAUAUUGUGUAUAGCUGCUUCUUUAGCUGCCCUGCAGCUGUAUAAUUUUGUUAAGAUACCUACUCAUACUGAGUAUUUGUUCUACAUUCUCUCUUUUUGUAAGAGCGCAGCUAUGCCUCUGACUGUAGUUGCCUUGGUUCCAUACUGUGUCCACUCGUUAAUGAGGACAACUGAAAAGAAACUUAAUUAGGUAAAGUUUCAAAGUGCUUAGCAAUGUGGGGAUGGAUGUGAACUGUUCGAGAACCCUCUGCAAAGGCAGUUUUGCUAGUUCAUUUAAACCGAGGGGAUGCCAGUGCAUCUUUGAUGUACUCCUGGUAAGUAACCAGUACAUCCAAAAUCAGUACACUGAAGCAGCUGAGAAAUAUUAGUUGCCUGAUUUUAUUCCUAGAAAUAUUGCAAGCGCACUGCAGUAUGGGUAGAAAUGGCCCAAUAUCUGGGUCAUAAGGAAGUUUUAAAGUAUAACCAACCAUCUUUACUUAGCUAUAUGGUGGUCUUUUAGUUCUGUCCAUCUCUAGCUAGAUAAUGCUUCAAGCAUGAGUUGUACAUAGUGAUACUCAGUAUUUAAUUUUUUUGUAAAUAGAUACUGUGUGUUAUACUGCUACUGCUAUGGUGUGACAGUAUCACGCCACCUACUGUUCAGCUGUCCCCAGGCACCGUGAAAAAGGCCAGCAUAGUCAUAAACAAGGCUUUAGAUUUAAUUUAUUGAGCUUCCUGAGCAAACCAACUUCUGAUUAAGUCAGAUGAGAAAAAAAAAAAGUUUCUUUCCAUUGGACUCUGUAGAAUAUAUUUUUUGCAUUACUGUGUAAUUUUUGUCAUUUUUACUUUUUCAAAGUGGUCACAUAAAUCAUGAAUUAUACAGAUCACAGCUUCGAUAGGGAAAAUCCUUAAAUAUGGUGUAAAAAAUCUUUGGUUUCUGUACAUCUACACAGAGCAACAAAUGAAAAAAGUUGUCAAUAAUGAAAUUAUCUCAGUAUAUGACUUGAAGAAUGUUGUUCGUGCUCCUGUAUUGCAAAGGUAAUUCUCUGCUAAUUCUCUCAAUCAACAGUCACAAGCCUGAAUCACUGUUAGCAGUUGUGUAAAUCAUGAAAAUAUGGUUGCAGACUGUCACUUCAAGUUUCUAUACUUUGUUUAACUAAGGACACAAGUAACUAAUAUGUUGAAUAUAUGUCUGCUAUAUAAAAUGGAUUUUCUAGAGGAGUACUUUCCAUUUUAUUCAUUAUUGGCAUCUAUUGUUGUAU
Passer montanus (Eurasian tree sparrow) is the source of this 2116-nucleotide messenger RNA. RefSeq names its product glucose-6-phosphatase catalytic subunit 2 (gene G6PC2). The coding region runs from base 1 to 1068 and encodes 355 amino acids. NCBI's taxonomy places the organism in Eukaryota, Metazoa, Chordata, Aves, Passeriformes, Passeridae. The transcript is spliced from 5 exons. Gene Ontology annotation, cellular component: membrane. Gene Ontology annotation, molecular function: glucose-6-phosphatase activity. Gene Ontology annotation, biological process: glucose 6-phosphate metabolic process; gluconeogenesis. The record is from RefSeq and is a predicted model, not a curated record.